Molecule: messenger RNA, 3107 nt
Organism: Penaeus chinensis
Lineage: Eukaryota; Metazoa; Arthropoda; Malacostraca; Decapoda; Penaeidae
Exons: 7
Coding region: 492-1325 (277 amino acids)
Biological process (GO): G protein-coupled receptor signaling pathway
Cellular component (GO): plasma membrane
Molecular function (GO): G protein-coupled receptor activity
Source: RefSeq, a predicted model, not a curated record
AAGACACCCAACAGCCUGAUAACGCCCACGGAAGCGAGCAUUGUCUAGAGAUAGAGUAUACCGUGUUUUUCUACCUGACGAAUGCAGUUUGCGAGGAUAAUAACAACUUCAUUUGCCAGCACAGGCCUUAAAGGCGAAGGUAAGCGAGACUUAACCCCAACCACUCAAGUUUCAAAGGCAGCUCACUUGGAAGCCUACAGUGGCCAGUGUCCAAUGUUUUGCAUGGAAGUCGGAGGCCUUUGCCUCACGUGGGCGGAGGAGGUGUGGCACGAGGCUUAGCAGACAUGUGGAGACUCGAGCGACCUCCUGGUUAUCACUGAUGCUGAAGUCCCAAAAGAUGUGUACCUCUACUUACACGAGGAAAGUAGGCUAACGGAUGGGCAUAUACUUUUCCAUCUGAAGUCCAAAAUAUAGCAGACCACAGUUUCUGGUUGGGUGGUUCUGAUUCCAAUGAAGGAAACUGGGUCUACACCACAGGAGAGUCUGUCCCAAUGGGGUGUUGCCUCAGCCUGUGGUGUUUGAAAACUUGCAAGAAAAUGCAAACGGGAAUGAAGAUUCAACUCUUUUUUUUCUUCACGACAACUCUCGCUAUUUCCUUCGUUGUCCUGCCUGCAUAUGCUGUGAUGGACUACUGGCGUUUCUUAUGCUGGCAGGGGGGUAUAAUCGUGAAACUAUGCUCGUUCACUACUUAUACUGUCCUUGGCAUCAUAGAGAGGAAUGUCUUCACCGUUAUUGCAACGUACAGAAUGAUAGCUGUCUGUUUCCCCCUGAAGUACCAGCAGUGGUGUCAGCGGCGUGUGGUUCUCAGCAUCGAAAUCGCGAUUUGUUUCUGCGUCGUGUUGCUGUGGGCCGUGGCUAUUUUCACACAGGACCUGGGCACCGUGGAGAUAAACGACCCCAGCAGCUACGCCUUGGGGAGAGUUCUCUUCUACCUUUUCCUGUUGGUGCCCAUCAUCAUCACCGUAGUCGCUUACGUCACCAUGAUUGCGUAUAUGCGCUUCAAGAAAGGUCCGAGGAACAGCCACAGGAACCAGGUGUCCUUCGGCCUUGGUAUCCUGAUCCUCACCAACCUCCUCCUCGACGUCCCUCACAUAAUGAUGCACCUCUCGGGCGUGGAUUCCAUGAGCCUCCCCUUCAUCCUCAUCCACGUGAUCUACCGUCUUCACUACGCCCUCGACCCCUUCCUCUUCGUGGGUAUGAAUGCUCCCUAUCGCCAAAAGGUCCUUCGCUGCGUGUCCUUCGGGAGGUUAGGGACACGCGACGUCCCCUCUCUCUCUCCUGCGGCCGAGAGCAACACACGGGCGGAUACGGCGACGGCUUUCUAGGACGUGGCGUUUCCUGCAAGAGGGAGAGCGACAGCUUACAAGGAGGUCGACGAUCGAAUCAUAGGUCAACUAUCAGUGAUUGAAAUGAUUGAAAAAAGAGAAGUUGAACUUUUUAGAUUUAUUUCAUUUGAGUUAUUAAAGUUAUUUCAUAAUUUUAUUGAAUCAAUAAUGCUCUUCCAUUUACUUCACUUACUUUAGGAAAUGCAUAUGAACAAAUUAUUCACUAGAGGUUGGGUUUUGAUAAAGUGUAUCUUCUAUAAAUGUCUAAGAUGCAUUUGAUUUACUAUCAUUUAAUAACCAAUUCUGAUUUAGAAAUCUUUUCAUAAGUGUUUCUCUUUUUUAUUUCAAAGUACUCAAUGAACUUUCUUCAGAGUAAUGGAAUAUGUUAUCAUUGCUUUGUGAAAGUGUGAAAAAAGGCAAGGAUGAUAUUUACAUACUUAGCUACUGUAGUUUAGGCCUUAUUGCUUGUAUUAUUAUUUUCUUUACAGCUUGUGAAUUGCAAAAAAAGAGGAAAAAAAUACAGUGAUAAAAUGGCAUGACAAUAAAAUAAAUGCACAUAUCUUUCCAUGAUUUCUAAUUGAUCAUGAUCUACUUAAAAAGAAUUCUAGAAAGAAAGUAUCCGUAUAUUCAUACAUGUCUACGUACGAAUUUCUGACAGCACACGGGACAAAAUUACGUGUGAGUCUGUUCUCUGGUGAAAAAUUUAUCUGCACUAUCAAAUCCAUUUAAAACUUCUAUGGCAUCUCUUUGCUACUAAUCGCUUGCUCUCUAACAGGACUAUUUUGGCUACAGGCUCUUUGCUGUCGUGUCUUAUUUUUGUAUCAGAAUUUGGAAUUUACCAUUGAUGUUACAUUAUUAUAGAGACAAACAUGAAAAGGGUUAUGAUGAGAUGCUGAUUAAUAUAUAUCAUUCAGACCGGGUCUUUAAUUAACGAUAUGCUUGUUAAAUGUUAUUUCUACAGUUUAUCAGUUGAUACUUAAACUAGCAUCGACGGAUAGUCCACAUAUACUUCCAAACUGUAACAUACAAAUCAGGACGCGUUAGGUCAGGCACAAGACGAGUUUUCAGGUCUAUUGUGUAUUAUCAGACCUGAAUCUCAAUUAAAUAGUGAAAAAGUGAACUUGUCAUGAUUUCUCAUUUUCUCUUUUUUCUCUCAUUCGCUUUUUCUCCCUUUCUCUCCUUUUCUCUUUCUCUCUUUCUCUCUUUCUCUCUUCCUCUCUUUCUCCCUUUCUCCCUUUCUCUCUUUCUCUCUUUCUCUCUCGCAAAGGCGGUCAAUGUGACAAAGGACAUGUGCUGAAGUAACAAAAGUACUAAACCACUAGUAAUAGGUUACAUACACAGAAGCACACACGUGAACUUUGUUGUGCGUCCAGUGGCUCGGCUUCUAAGAGUCUCGAAUCCCCCUUUUGUAUUCGGGAGUUCGAACUAGAAACCCAACUCAUCCCAGCACACAAAGGCGGCGAAUUAAGAGAUCGUAUAUGACCAAGGUUAUACGCUAUUAAACCUCUGUUCUGUGACUUUGCGCGUACAAUCACUUCGAAACGAUACAAGCAAGACAUGCGUGUGAAACCUGUUAAAGUGCUGGAAAAUUUGCGAAUAAGUGUAAUUUUGGACUAUCUUGAUUUGUUGUCGAUGAGUUGCCGUUCUAACUUUUUGUUAUGGUUAUGCUAUAGUGUGUGGAUUUUGAUAUUCAUGUCCGACGAACAAAAUGCAUACAAUAUGUGUAUAGAUAGAUAGAUACAUAUGUGUAUAUAUAUAUAUAUAUAUAUAUAUAUAUAGAGA